CCCAACCUUCAUGAGUAACAUCUACUCAUCAAAGAUUGUGUGGAUAUACAUUCAACCAGAGGGAUUUCAAUUUUUUUUUCUCAAUUUUUUUUAAUUAAAAUUUUUUUAGAGCCCUGAAAAGGUAGAACUUUCCAGUAUUACCUGUAAAAACAGUAAAAACUAGAAUGUAAAAAAUAUAUACAUUAUUGUGUGUAAUAGAAUUAUCUGAUGAUGAAACAAACCAGUAAGCAUGUUAACACGCUCACUGCACAAACACUAAGCAGUGUUCAUUUAUUAUUCAUCCAUUUAGAUCUAUUUAGCAUGCUUAAACUGCUGCACACUGGAAUCUCAAAUGAAGGUGUUUGUAGUGUCAUGUUUAGACGUUUCCACAUCCUGGAUUGAGAAACCUGUGGGAGACCAUCGACUGUUUCCAUCAGAGUAAACCUGUUCCUCAAAACCAAAGAUAUGUUUCUGAUCUUUGCAGGUCAUGAUUGAUCGUUUCAAGGAGGAAUGCCUCGUACUCCUGUUGGGAUCUGGCAGGAGCGUGUGUGAUUAUCGGAAAGUAUGAAAACUAAACUAUUGACAUUAAUAAUAUUAUGAACAUCAAUAAGAUUAUCAACAUAUAUUAAUAUUAAUAGGGCAAUAACCAAAAUAUGAAUUAAGUCUUAAAAUUGGUGUUCACUGAAAACGUCAAUAGCCAAAGUAUACUAUUCCACAUUCAGGUCAAGAACUGGGUCCAUGAUUUUUAAACUGAUUUUAAAGCUACAGUAAAAAGAAAUUCAGCUAACGAGGAGCCUGAAAGUGCAUGAAUUAUGUUUUCUGUCUUGUGGUUGUGCAUUUUGAAAUUACAAAGCGGAGAAGCUUCUUUACAGCUACAUGAUUUAAAGGUUUCAUUCAGCAUCCUAAAGAUAGUUUUGGAUUGACGUCCGUCCUGCAAGUAUUGUAUCAUUUUCUGUAAACCAGCUGGAAAAAUGGUAUUUUAUGUAGAUUAGUAUGUACCGUAUACAAUUGGAUAGAUACUUCUAUUAUCCAAAGGGAAGUUAAGACGUCCAGUAGUUUAUAAAACAUAUAAAACAGUGAUACACACAGGUUUGAAGAAAACUCCCCAUUUUCCAUCUCAUUCAGUAAACAUUUCAAUAUAUUAUACAAACACAGUGAAGCUAAUGCUCUGUCAUCAUCCACAGUUUGUGAUAUUACAGAUCCAUUAAUCAGUCACAUCCAAGAGGAACCACAGGGUGUGAUCAUGUGAGCAUCGCUCUUAGCUUUGCUUCAUUGUAAUUGACUUAAGUGUGUUGAUGGUUAGUUUUAAUUGUGACACAGGGUUGUGUUUCUAGUCAAAAGCCUUGAGCUGAAAAAUGGCAGAAUCAGUGUUAAUGUAAAAUACACAUCAUUGUUAUCAUCAUGAUCCGUUUUGUUUUUGUGUGUUUUUUAGAUGUGAGAGGGGAGUUGUCCUCGUUGGUUUAACUCUACAUAGACCAGGUCUAGCUUUGUGCACGUUCAACCUGUCAGUUUGCAGUCAAUCUUCAUAGCCAGAGUCCUCUGACACCUAGUACUGUAGAACAAAGACUAAUAUUAUAUUAAUAUAACUCAAUAUUUGAUUCAUUCUGCAGGUUGGAACAAACAUGCCACAUUAUCUACAAACAGUCCAGAAGCCUGAGCCCUUCGUCCUGCUGUUUGGAGACGACAACGACAACAUUUAAAGUACUUUGUCUAAAGCAAACAUGUACUAAUUCCAGCCUCUCAAACAUGAAUAUUUGCUGGUUUUCUGUGAUGCCUAAAUCGUUAGGUUUUGGAUAUAUUGGGAGACAUCACCAUGGACUCUGGAAACUAAUGAUGGGCAUUUCUUCCGGACGAAGCGAUCAAUCGGUCAAUUGAGAAGAUAAUCUUUGGAUUAACAGAUAAAGUACAUGAUUGCUAGUUCCAGGCCUAGUCGCACAAAAAGCUCAUAGGAGUUCCUCAAGUAGUUUGUGUUUUCAAUAAAUCUGCUCCCCGCUCUGACUCUUUAUCAUUCGAAGUGGCAUUCUCUAAAAACACAGCAGCAGGAUUCCAAGUAAACCUUAAAGUACACAGCUUGAAGACCAAGAAGAAUGUCAGUUGUGGAUGCGCACACUGAGUACAGAGGGAACCGGAGACGGCUUGGAGGUCUCCUAGCAACAGCCAACAAGAGGGAGGGCCAGAGGUUGAUGGAAACAGUGAGGGAGUGAUGAAGAAGAGCAGAGCAUGAGGCCGAAGCAGCGCUGACUGCAGGAACUCAAACUGAACCCUGGAAAACAAGUAAAGAUCCAUCCAUUAAUCCAUCAUGAUGUUUGUGGGAACUUCUUUGGGUAGCAAUUCCUCCUCCCCUAUCCCAACCCACAGCCCCAGUCCUGAUCGCCAGUCAGACGGUCCGUCCCUCGCUCUCCUGCCUCAGUCCCCUCCAUACUGGGCAACGCAGGCACGGUGGGAUCUUGCACAGGCAGAGGCAGAGAUACGUCGCCUACAAGAGCGUCAUGCAACCGAGACAGACACUGUGAAGCGGGGUGUAGAGCGGGCCAUCCUGGGAGCUCGCAGAGAAGAGCGGCGCCUGCUAGAAAGGGUGGAGCAAGACCAUCGGGACACUCAGCAGCAUCUAGAGCAGAUCCAGAGAGAGAACAUGGCAGCCGCACGGGUCAGCCAGUCCCUGUUAGACCAAAGGCUCCGUAAACUUUCUCAACUUCAGCAGCGGACUCAGCAGGUAGGUCAACAGUCAUGUCCAGAUGAUGGUGGGCCAAACCAGCAGCUGAAGGACGUUGCAGAGUUCCUACAACCAUGGGAAGUCUCAGUUUCCCUAAAGAAAGUCAAUUUCAAACCCAGCUCCCAACCUAAUGCGGUCAACUUCGGAGAUAUUAGCGUGCAAGAAAAAAGCCUGUGCCUGCACGUCGGAGGUUGCGGGCCACAGGGGCAGCUGUGUGUUCUCCAUUCACAGGAGAUGCGGUGUGAAGACGCAAACCAUCAAGGUACUGGAGGAGAGAAAAGCACCCUAGGACAGGGGUGGACCUCACCAACAGGCAGGGUUGUCAGGAAAAUCAGUCUUUCUACCCGGAGUGAUCUGGAAUCAGAAGAGGAACAAAACCUCUCCACAACAAACAUAAGUCGCUGGCUUCCUAAGUGUGAGCAGUCGGACUGGGAGUCAUCCCAGGAUGACGAGAUGGAGUCAGGCGCUCUUCAGCCACAAGGCGAGGACAUAUUUUUGGCUGUCCCUACAGUACUUAAAAACAUGGACACUGAAGGCAAGGAGCAGGUGUACAAGAUGAAUGGUAAUGCUAAACACUUCUCUCCCAGGAAUCCGAGGAAAACGAUAACUGUGGUCUCUGGUAGGAAGCCGUCCCCCUCGCCUGAACGUAGAGUGGAGUAUGCUAAGCUAAGUCACUGCUUGAGUUUAUACAGCCAGGGUGGAGGUAAAGGAAAAGUGAGUCAAGAGUCCAAUAGUAGACCUUUGAAGUACAGUAACAGUGCCCUCAGAUCUCCCAAGAUGACUUCAAAAGAGCCUCUGACCAGUCAAAGCUGCCUAGACCUCACUUCCAGAGGCCGACCUCAGUCUCGACUCAGCCAGUCGUCUGAUGAACACUCUCUCGGGCCCCAUGGUGAUAAUGGCCGAGCACCAUCCCCAACAGACAGCCUUGACUCCAGCUAUACUUUCAUUGUUAGCCCACCUCAUGACUACAGCUUGAACAGAGGCUCUUUGAACUACAAUUGUCGUCUAUCAAAGUCUGCAGUGGACUUGACACACAAGACUCGCCCGAUGAUCAUUGGUGGGACGACUGAGCACCUCGGAGAGUGGCCCGUGAAGUGUAAUAACCAUAUCUCCAUGUCGAGCUCAACGUCCCCAACUCUUAGUAGGAGGCGAAGGGUCUCUGACAUGGGGCACACCCCAACGUACCCUACAUAUAGAAGUUAUAAUAUUCUGCACAAGCCACAGAAAAAAAUUACUGUGACUGCCUCAAAACAACCCCUGGUGGCUAGGUCUUUAUCCAUGUCUGUCAUUGAUGGCUCUUCUCAAGAGCCAAAGAGAGGGAGAGGAGAGAGAGGAGAGCCAGCCCUGGUGGAGUUGGAGGAGGAGGGAGACUCGUCCUUGACAGUAUUCAACCCCAGAGGAGUCCAUCUGAUCAGGCAGUUUGGGAAGCAGGGUUCUGGUAGAGCUGACCUUACGCUGCCAAGUGGUAUACAUGCCACACCACAGGGCCUACUCUAUAUAGUGGACUGUGGAAAUGCACGUGUUCAGGUGACUGACCUUCGGGGGAAUAUCCUCCAGCAAGUGACCUCCCCAACUUCUGACGGCUCUGCAAGAAGAUGUCGGAACUACUUCGAUAUUGCCGUCAAUGCUAAGGGUUUGAUUGCACUUAGCUGUGCAGCAGAGCGGGCCCUGCUUGUCUUCAGCCGGCAUGGUCGCCUACUCCAGACCUUUGGUGGGUCAGGGUUGGGCUCUGCAAAAGAUGAGCUUGAGGCUCCCAGGGGCGUGACCAUAACCAGACUGGAUGAGUUCUUGGUAGCUGAUAUCCGGAAAGGUAGCCUCAUUGCCCUGAAGCUUGACCCUAAAACAGGCUCCCGUCUAGAGCGCACAGUGGUGACUGGAUUCCACCGGCCUUACUUAGUGGCAGCUUGCUCAAGCUCAGGCAUGGUAGCUGUGUCCGAAAGGGGCAAUGAAACAGGCCAUGUGCCUUGCAUCAAAGUGCUGGAGCCAGGCUGGAACACAGUGAGAGUUUUAGGUAUAUGUGCUGGUAUGGGACCAGUCCUCGCCUGUCCCUGGGGCAUCUCUAUAGAUACAGAUGGUAACGUGCUGGUAGCGGACUGGGGGGAGCAGCACAGAGUCCUGUUAUACCCAGCACAGGGAGUGGGGUGGCCGAUAGUGACCCAGGGCUUGAGUAGUCCACGUGGACUGGCCCUGCUACCUGAGGGCCAACUCGCUGUGUCCAACAGCAUGCACCAUUGCAUUAAGAUAUACCAGUACAAAGUGACCCAGGACUAGAGAGCGUGACUUGAUGUUUAAAACCACCAUCACAAAACUAUGGUGAGGUAACCAAUCACACCUGAGAUGUUGGGUGCAUUUAUUCUUAAUCAUUUUAGUAAUUUCACAGCAUAACUGCAACUACAAUCAGAUGCAACUUCUGUGCCGAUACUGUAAACUUCACUUGUGAAACUCAACUGAAUUUAGGCUGACAAGCGAUGUAUUGGUGUCUGGUAAAGCUCAGGGGUCGGCAACCUUUUUUAUAUGAAUUGCCGUUUGUUCUUGUAAAUCAGCCAUAUUAAACAUUAAUAUAAAUUAGUGCUGGGCAAGUUAACACGUUAACGCAUUAAUUA
Messenger RNA from Anarrhichthys ocellatus (wolf-eel), 5295 nucleotides. RefSeq lists its product as uncharacterized. Lineage: Eukaryota; Metazoa; Chordata; Actinopteri; Perciformes; Anarhichadidae. Gene Ontology annotation, biological process: proteasome-mediated ubiquitin-dependent protein catabolic process; protein polyubiquitination. The coding region runs from base 2279 to 4963 and encodes 894 amino acids. The record is from RefSeq and is a predicted model, not a curated record. The transcript has 3 exons. Gene Ontology annotation, molecular function: protein binding; ubiquitin protein ligase activity.